Messenger RNA from Filobasidium floriforme, 609 nucleotides. RefSeq lists its product as uncharacterized. The record is from RefSeq and is a predicted model, not a curated record. The transcript has 6 exons. The annotation marks the transcript as partial. Lineage: Eukaryota; Fungi; Basidiomycota; Tremellomycetes; Filobasidiales; Filobasidiaceae.
CUCCUGGUGAUUGUCGUGGUCGUCACGGUCUUGCUAUCUUCGAACCACAACACCAUUGUCAACUUUAUGAAACCGGUCGGCAGCAAGAUCCGAAGCUGGCCAGGCGGUUGGCUCAUUCCCAUUGCCGUGCUUAUCAUCUUGUCCUUCCCUCCCUUGGUCGGCCACGAGGUUGUCGGUAUCCUCAUUGGUGUACUCUGGGGACUGCACAUCGGUUUCUGGAUCCUGGCCGCCGGUACCUUUUUGGGCGAACUGGCCACCUGGUUCGUUUUCAGAACGUUGUGUACGACUCGUGCAGACAAGUUCGAGAAGAAGAACAAGUAUUACGCGGCCCUAACUCAGCUCAUCCGGGAGAAGAGUUUCUUGUUCGUCUUGGUUCUACGGUUCAGUGCCAUCCCUGGUCAUGUGACCACGGCACUUUCCAGUUCUGCCGGAGCCAACUUUUGGAGUUAUUGCGCGGCCGCCAUCUUGACUUUACCUAAACAACUCAGUUUAGUCUACGUCGGUACAGCGUUCAACUCGCACAACAGCACCACCCACGCCGUCUCGAUCGUGACCUUGAUGUUGACCAUUGUCGGGACUGGAGUCGCCGCGGUCUACAUCUACUAUCAG